GUUCUGAGUGGAGCCGGUGACAGUCAUGUCCGGCAGAAUAAACUCGAGGGACGUGGACAAAGCUGUGCGACAGCCAUUUGACAUGCUGUUGAGUCGUGUUUAAAACCCCGGGGUCGAAGAAAGGACCAGACAAGAAGCUGCUCUUGGCUUUAUUUUGUGGCCAACUUACAAUUUUCCUGACGUUCUGCUGCUAUAAACAAAUAAUGAAUGACUUCUUAUUGCGUGAACUGAUACACACUGGAAAGAGUUCAAUAUGAUUGAAUUUGCACAAAACAAUAGCUUUUGAUUACAAGACAAGCCCCUUGUGGAAUUUGGAGGCUAUUUUUGGUGCAAGAGAAGCUGAGACGACGUAGUUAGAGAAGAGGACACAGUUAUUCUAUAUUUGACACUAAAUCUCGCAUUUUAGAAUGAACAUGGUCUCAAGACCUACACCCUGAACUGCCCUAGAUUGUUUGAUUUUUUUUUUUAUUUCUCCCUUUUUAAAGAAGGGGUUUUGAGCCAAGUUGCAGGAAUGGGUCCGUUUGUGUCUCCUUUUAAUAACUUGCUAUGCAUGUUGCUGGGCAUCUCCUUCACCGUGUGGUUCACUCUGUUGCUGGUGUUCAUCAUCGUGCCGGCUAUAUUCGGCCUGUCCUUCGGCAUCCGGCGGCUUUACAUGAACACCCUGCUCAAGGUGUUUGAGUGGGCCACAAUGCGGAUCGAGAGAGGGGCCAAGGAGAAGAAUCAUCUUCUGUAUAAACCCUAUACAAACGGUAUUAUAGCCAAAGAGCCCACUUCUCUGGAGGAGGAGCUUAAAGAAAUUCGCCGUGUUGGCAGCAGCCGCGACCUGAAUGGCCCCUCUUCCUCCCCCACAGGCUCCUCCCCUUCCUCCUCAGAGUUUGCUGUGUCAGAUAUUUUCUAUUUCUGCCGGCGUGGUGUCGAGAGCAUCGUGGAUGACGAAGUGACCAAGCGCUUCACAGCCGAGGAGCUUGAGUCCUGGAACCUGUUGACGCGCAGCAACUACAACUUCAGACACAUCAGCACACGACUCACAGCACUCUGGGGGCUCGGACUGAUCAUCCGCUACUGCAUCUUGCUGCCUCUCAGAUUGACACUCGCCAUCACAGGCGUGACUCUGUUGGUUGUCCUCACCACCUUAGUCGGAUUUCUGCCCAAUGGGAGGAUGAAGAAUUUUCUCAGUGAAAAAGUGCAUUUGAUGUGUUACCGGGUUUGUGUGAGAGCACUUACCGCAAUCAUUACUUACCAUCACAGUGAGAAUAAGCCUAAGAACGGAGGAAUCUGUGUUGCCAACCACACGUCACCCAUUGAUGUCCUCAUACUAGCUAGUGACGGCUGUUACGCAAUGGUAGGACAGAUCCAUGGAGGUCUGAUGGGAGUCAUUCAGAGGUCUAUGGUGAGGGCUUGUCCACACAUCUGGUUUGAACGCUCUGAAGUCAAAGACCGCCAUCUUGUGGCCGAAAGGUUGAGUGAUCAUGUCGAGGACAAAAGCAAACUCCCAAUCCUCAUCUUUCCCGAAGGUACCUGCAUCAAUAACACGUCUGUGAUGAUGUUUAAGAAGGGAAGCUUUGAAAUUGCUUCAACAAUCUACCCAGUGGCCAUCAAGUAUGACCCUCGCUUUGGGGACGCCUUCUGGAACAGCAGCAAGUUCGGCAUGGUGAAUUACCUCCUCCACAUGAUGAGCAGCUGGGCCAUUGUAUGCAGCGUGUGGUACCUCCCCCCCAUGAGCCGACAGGAAGACGAGGACGCUGUGCAGUUCGCUAAUCGGGUUAAAGCAGCUAUUGCCAGACAGGGUGGCCUUGUGGACCUACUAUGGGACGGAGGCUUAAAACGCAGCAAAGUGAAAGAGUCCUUUAAAGAAGAGCAACAGAAACUGUACAGCAUGAUUUUGGUGGGAACUCACGAAGACCGCAGUCGCUCAUGAGGAAUGAAAGCUGACUGAGGUGACUGGACAGGAAAGAAAUUGAAUCUCUGAAUCUUAAAAAAAACAUCAGGAUUGUGUCAUGAGCCACAUCUUGCAUCUGCUGGUGGUAGAAUGGAUUGAUUUUCAGUCGUCAGUUCCUUCACUUAUUAUGUUUGAGCCACCAAACACAGCAUGAUGUUGCGGAGUAAUUUAAUACCAUGGCCACUUUGUACGGUCUCUAAGCGCACAUUCUCGAAGACAAACUGGUGGCUAUCAACACUCUCGAAAACAACAGUGUAACAGCAGGAUGUUGGAUAUUGUUGUUGUUUUAAGCUUUGUGAAUCCAUUAUUAUUAUUAUUAUUAUUAUUAUUAUUAUUAUUAUUAUUAUUAAUCUUAUGUUAUAAUCAGUUUUUUUUCCCUUUAUCUCUGCUGUGUGACUAUAUCUGUCCUGUACAUGUUUACAGGAAAAAAACCAAACUCAAAUAGGUCCUUAAUUAUAGCUAAGGCAAAUUAGCUAGUACGUUAUAAUAAUUCACAGUUAUUCCACGAAAUCGAGUCAUACAUGAGCUGAUGGCCUCAUCGGCUAUGUGCGGCGAGAUUGAGUGGAAUAACUGUUUUAUUCUAUCCACAUUCACUGGAUUUUGAGAAACAGAGUAUUUUUAUUUUUUGCAAAUUCGAUAAAUAAAAACUUUUAUACAAAACGUCUGACAAAAUCAGUUCCACUUAGAAUGUAAACAAACCAGCGAAAUGACAGGAGCAAUUUGUGAAAAAUGUGAAAAUAAUAAUUCUUGAAAAAUAAAAAAGAUACGUUCUUACCAUCAGAUACUUUCAUUUCAUGUUUUGUUGCUUUUUUGUGUAUUUUUUUGGGGUUAUUUUCUUCUUCAGGUUUUUUUUUUGGUGGUUGGCAAACCAACUUAAAGGUGCAUUACUGCCACUGACUGGGCUGGAGUGUGGAACAGAAGAUAUUGGGGGGGGGGGACUGAACUAUAUUCUUUUAGUUAUUUCUGUUUCUUUUAAAUACCUGAUCAUUUUGGGGUUUUGUUUUCGAGUAGAGUUUUUAUUUCGUCCUCGGUUGGUUCAGUAACACGCUCCGCCAUUUUGUUUUUCUCUACUUACGGGAUAUGAGCUGAUAGCCUAGUAGUAGAGUAGCCAAUCAGACCGUGUGAUUGCUCAUAUCCAGUGAACGUGGAUAGAAUAAUGCAAUUUAUACCACAGUGCUGCUAAAUUCUCAAUUCUGGCCUGAGUUUCCCAAAAGCAUUGCAGCACAAAGAUCAUCAUUAAAUGGUAGAGCGAGCAGCACAAUGAACACUUUCUCUCCUAGUUAAGAUGCUCUUAGUGUUAAGAGGCUUUUGGGAAACCCACCCUUGAUUGAUCCGAAGGUGCUGUUUCAUUUUCUACAACAGCAACUCUGACAGACCUUACGGCGGGUUUACAGUAUAUCAGUGUGCUUGAUUUAAUACGUUAUCGUUUCUAUAGUAACAACUCGUUCAUAGGGAUUUCUACAAUGGACGCGCUACAUCGUACAUCAGAAACAUAAAAAAAUCUUUUUUGUUGUUUAACAGUUCAUCUGGUAACAUUUUCUGUAAGGUGGUGUUUAAUAUUUAUGGAAGGGGUCUCUAGGAACAGCCAGGACAUUUUUCCACCAUGGGAAAGUCUUCAGGACAGAGGACUUUGCCGUUUCUCGGUAACACAGCGAGCUGUGUGUUUGGCUUAUUAACGACAAGUGAAAGAAAAAAACAACAACAAAGGCUGGUGAGAGAAUUAACGUUCAUACUGUAGCUGCUGUAUUGUUGCUAUAACAUAACUUGCGGAUAUUAUUCAACGUUAAACUUAACUCGAAGCAUUGUAUUGUAAUGAUCAGCAAAUUGCUGUGCUAUAAGAUGAAUAAAACAUAUCAGGAUGUGCUGUGUUAGGAAAAAGUUUAACACUACGUCAU
Neoarius graeffei (lesser salmon catfish) is the source of this 3834-nucleotide messenger RNA. Its product is annotated as glycerol-3-phosphate acyltransferase 4-like. Gene Ontology annotation, cellular component: endoplasmic reticulum. The record is from RefSeq and is a predicted model, not a curated record. The coding region runs from base 512 to 1918 and encodes 468 amino acids. Gene Ontology annotation, molecular function: glycerol-3-phosphate O-acyltransferase activity. The transcript is spliced from 13 exons. Lineage: Eukaryota; Metazoa; Chordata; Actinopteri; Siluriformes; Ariidae. Gene Ontology annotation, biological process: triglyceride biosynthetic process.